GAACAUGACAGUGGGCGCCUCAAGACGUGGCGCUUAACGCGCUGAGGUCCAAACGCUUUGUUCGCGUGCCAGAGACUUUGUCGCACUUGCCCUGUUGUCCUUCUUGACGCGGGUGGACUGUGACAGUCAAUCGCUACCCACGUAGUUAAGCUAAAGUUAGCUGACUGCUACCUCAUGUGUGAUCUGCUGUUGUACCCCAAGUGCAGCUAGCGGCGUGCCUGUGUAUUUGUGGCUAUAUGUGGACAUUGUAACAGUAAAUACUGUCACCUUGUAGGUGUUUUAAAGGCAACAUCUAGGCCUUUACAGUGUGUAGUAGUUAUCCCCAAGUCUUGGUCUUUUCCGACGGAAUUAACAUUGUUAAAGCUAAUCUCUUGUCGGGCCGCCCAGUUGGGCUAGCAGACUUGCUAACAUACUGGCUAGCUUCGCUUCAGUUUGCCUCUGGAAAUCAGAUGAAGUAACUUCACCCCGAUCAGCGCGGAAAGGCGUGUGUCGUCUUGAGGAGGGGCAUUUUAGUGCUCUAAAUCGGUUGUCAUGAACGAUUGUGUGAAAGUAGCUCCUUUAUGACUGCGGAAAGCCCCAGAUGGUGCAUUCUAGUUGGGAAACGCGGGCAGCCGUCAGUCAGAUGAACUCGUCUGGUCUGAUGACUCAUCCAACAUCUUGCGUUAGCUCCAGAAUUUUCCGUUUAUUUUUAGGAAGUGGGGCUUGAGUUGCUGUGACUGUGCAGGUGCUAUUACCUGAAUGCUGCUUUGGUGUCAGGGAAAUUGCUGGUUGGGGGCGGGCUCCUCAAUUGUUGGUUUUUGCAGAAAGAAACUGAUGAACUAAGUUCAAAUUCGUAACACUGGAAUUAUUCCCCCUAGUUAAUUGUUGGGACCAAUAUUCAUUCUCAGGCUUUGUGUACGUUUGUUAAGAGUUAACUAUAACCAUGAUAAACAUGUUCUAAUACUGUACAAGACAUGAAUGAAUUUGAAAAUCCCAUUCAAUACCUCCUCAAUAUUCUGGUUGAGUUUUAAUAUGCGAUUAUUUUUUUCAAGCUCUUCUUCCAAUGUUUUUUUUUGUAAUGAAAGCAAUAAAUCUGUAUGUAGCACAGUAUACACUAUUUUACUAUGCAUAAAUGUUUUAGUCUUUUCAGAUAGGUGCAUUGAGUCGGUUUCAGUUUCUUUUUUCCCCAGACAAAAGUUUUGUUUUCCAGUAAAGAGAGAAUUGUCUAAUGCUGUCAGCUCUGACGAAGGCUGAACUGACAACUGAAACUGUCAGCAAGGACAACUGGGAUGAUGAGGAAGACGAGGAGAAAAAAGAACUGAACAAGACGGAGGUAAAGGUUCCUGAAAAGAAAAAGUUGAGUGAGAAAAUUAAAGAGCGAGAAAACCGUUUGAAGAAAAAACAACAGGAGUUGCAAGAAAAAGAAUUGGAAGAAGAGCUCACCCCUGAAGAACAACUCGCAGAGAAGUUAAGAGUGCAGAAGCUUCAGGAAGAUGCAGACUUGGAGUUGGCAAAGGAUGCCUUCGGAGUUGGCGGCUCUUCAGUAGCUGGAAUUGAUGCAAUGUGUCCCUCUUCCAAAGAAGAAUUCACAGAGUUUGAAAAAUUGCUGAAAGAAAAGAUAUCCCAGUUUGAGAAAUCGGUGCACUAUUCAAGUUUCUUGGACUCCUUGUUUCGGGAACUCUGUAUUUCAUUGGAAGUGGAUGAUUUGAAGAAAGUCAGUAAUUCCCUCUCAGUUCUACUUAGUGAAAAACAGAAACAAGAAAAGCAAAACAAAGGGAAAAAAAAGAAGAAAGGUGUCGUACCCGGUGGCGGUUUGAAAGCACAGAUGCGAGACGACUUGGACUAUGGCGGCUUUGACGGCGGCUACGCCCAAGACUACGAGGACUUCAUGUGACACAGGCUCCAUGGCAAUAGUCCCGGUGCCCUUCCGACCCCGAAUUUUGCAGCUCUACCUUAUGCUGUCCAGUGCCAUCCUGGAAGUUCAGAACUAUGUGUUGCACCCUUCAUCUUGCUUCAGUGACUUCAGGGACUGUGCUGGAAGCUUCCAGUCUCACCUUUUGAUUUAUGUUCAGACAUACGGAAUUGCCUUUUAACUCUCUUCAUACAGCCUGGACUCAUAUGCACACACCCGAAUAAUUAAGUUUUUAUCUGUUGGGUAACCCUGCUUCAAGGAAGUAUACUUUGGAACUGCUGUUGUCUGUUGUCAGAGCUCAUUUUCAAUGGAAUGUUGCUUCUGUUCCAAAAGCAGACUCAGUAUUAGAGUUAUACAUGUAGUGACAUAGAAACAGAAGGUUCUAUGCAAAUUCUUAAACCAGAAUGUCAUGUGUAUAUAUUUUAGGUCUCACUUGAGGAUGGUUCUCUUACAGAUGAGUAUAUAGUAUCUAUAACCGGUUGCCAAAUACAAAUAAUUCAACCCACUAUUCAUGUUUUCAACUGCAGAGGUUUUGUUCUGGGGCCCUGAAACUGACAUCGAAGUGGAGAAUGUAUGUUUACAGAAAGCACACUGUUAGCUGAAAGGUUAAAGGGAAGGGUAAAGAAUUAUGAAUUGACUUCAAAACUUGACUGCCAUUCUAUUGAGAUGUCUCUGGAUCUCCUCCAACAAUUGGAGGCAAGCGUAUUAACUGGUAUUUUUUUUUUGGUGCAUUGCAAAUGAAAUUUGCCAUACCGUACGAGUGCUUGAAAACAUUGGAUCGGCGAGAUUGGAACAACUGAAUAAAAUGGUCUCCUAAUCAUUA
Molecule: messenger RNA, 2714 nt
Organism: Hippocampus comes (tiger tail seahorse)
Lineage: Eukaryota; Metazoa; Chordata; Actinopteri; Syngnathiformes; Syngnathidae
Gene: eif3jb
Product: eukaryotic translation initiation factor 3, subunit Jb
Exons: 7
Coding region: 1208-1873 (221 amino acids)
Cellular component (GO): cytoplasm; eukaryotic translation initiation factor 3 complex
Molecular function (GO): translation initiation factor activity
Source: RefSeq, a predicted model, not a curated record